AUGCAUAUGCCAGGAAUUCCCACAGGUCAGAGCCAGCCAGAACUUCUAGACUGUGCAGUUCUGGGUCAUACACCUCAUCAAUAUCUUUUUGCUUCCACAGAAAUAGAAAAGUUUCAAAAAGGAGAAAGCAAGGAUGAAGAAAAGUACAUUGAUGUGGUGAUAAAUAAGAACAUGAAGCUGGGACAGAAAGUGUUAAUUCCUGUAAAACAGUUUCCUAAGUUCAACUUUGUGGGGAAACUUCUGGGUCCACGUGGCAAUUCUCUGAAGCGCUUACAAGAAGAAACCUUGACAAAAAUGUCCAUCCUUGGAAAAGGUUCUAUGAGAGACAAGGCAAAGGAAGAAGAGUUGAGGAAAAGUGGGGAAGCAAAAUACUUUCACCUCAAUGAUGACCUCCAUGUGCUCAUUGAAGUGUUUGCUCCACCAGCAGAAGCUUAUGCCCGAAUGGGACAUGCUUUGGAAGAAAUCAAAAAGUUCCUCAUCCCUGACUACAAUGACGAGAUCCGGCAAGCUCAGCUUCAGGAACUGACAUAUCUGAAUGGUGGUUCAGAGAAUGCAGAUGUUCCAGUGGUGCGAGGGAAGCCCACCCUGCGUACAAGAGGUGUAGCCACCCCAGCCCUAGCCAGAGGAAGAGGCGUUACAGCCCGGCCAGUUGGGGUUGGUGUACCACGAGGAACGCCAGCUCCGCGGGGAGUCCUCUCUACCAGAGGGCCCGUGAGCCGGGGAAGAGGACUUCUUACUCCCAGGGCUAGAGGAGUGCCUCCAAGUGGGUAUAGAGCUCCACCGCCACCCCCAACACAAGAAACCUACGGAGAAUAUGACUAUGACGAUGGAUAUGGCACUGCUUAUGAUGACCAGAGUUACGAUUCCUAUGAUAACAGCUACAGCACCCCAGUCCAAAGUGGAGCUGACUACUAUGAUUAUGGACAUGGACUCAGUGAGGAGACAUACGAUUCCUAUGGGCAAGAGGAGUGGACUAACUCAAGACACAAAGCACCUUCAGUGAGGACGGCAAAGGGCAUCUACAGAGACCAGCCAUAUGGCAGAUACUGAUUGUACUGUCUGAUGUUGUGAAAUAGCCAAUCUCCACCCGUCCUGUAUACUGUUCAAAGUAAUUUUUUUCUAUGAACAAUCCCUUUUUAAAUAAAUCAAAAUGCUUAAAACCUGAAUGGAUGGAACUUAAAACUACUUUGUUUGAAACAUCCACCUGGGCAGGAAAAAACAAGACAUGUAAAAUUUUGUUAUUUCUAGUCUGUAUAUGAAAAAAUAGGUCAUCAAAAGGAAAAAAAAUAACUUUGAUUAACUAGUGUUAAACAAAAAGAUAGGUUACUAAAUAUGUUAAUCCAUUCUUUUAACAUAAGCCUCACCUUUCAUUUUAAAGGUUUCCAUAGAGUUUAGUUAUUUUAUCUUUAAGCCAUAUGCUAGUAUUUUUUUUCUUCUCUUGCCAACAUGCGUAAAAAGGGAAGCCAGUUUCAAGUGAAAAUAAUGUGGUAUUCUUUUGUAACUCAAGUCUUGAAAUGUUCUGUAGUGUUAAGCAAAGUCUCCUCUUGCUUGAUACUAAAUAAACUUUUGAAAGAAA
Molecule: messenger RNA, 1576 nt
Organism: Dipodomys ordii (Ord's kangaroo rat)
Lineage: Eukaryota; Metazoa; Chordata; Mammalia; Rodentia; Heteromyidae
Gene: Khdrbs3
Product: KH domain containing, RNA binding, signal transduction associated 3
Exons: 9
Coding region: 1-1050 (349 amino acids)
Biological process (GO): regulation of alternative mRNA splicing, via spliceosome
Cellular component (GO): nucleus
Molecular function (GO): mRNA binding
Source: RefSeq, a predicted model, not a curated record